Populus nigra (black poplar) is the source of this 814-nucleotide messenger RNA. Its product is annotated as probable histone H2A variant 3. Gene Ontology annotation, molecular function: structural constituent of chromatin; protein heterodimerization activity; DNA binding. The record is from RefSeq and is a predicted model, not a curated record. The coding region runs from base 113 to 517 and encodes 134 amino acids. Gene Ontology annotation, cellular component: nucleosome. The transcript is spliced from 2 exons. NCBI's taxonomy places the organism in Eukaryota, Viridiplantae, Streptophyta, Magnoliopsida, Malpighiales, Salicaceae.
AGCAUUUAACUUUCCAUCCUAGGAUUUAUAAAGUUCCAUUUUGGGUUCAUCUUCCGUUGUGAUAAACAAAUCUAAGGGCCGAGGUCUCUGUUUUUGGUUUUUGGAAGAGAAGAUGUCAGGCAAAGGAGCAAAGGGAUUGUUAACUAGCAAGACCCCAGCUCAAUCUAAAGAUAAAGACAAGAAAAAACCCACCUCUCGCUCUUCUCGUGCUGGUCUUCAGUUUCCUGUUGGGCGUAUCCACCGCCUUCUGAAAACAAGAGCAACAGCCCAUGGAAGAGUGGGUGCAACUGCGGCUGUUUACUCUGCUGCUAUCUUGGAGUACCUGACUGCUGAAGUGUUAGAGCUGGCCGGAAAUGCAAGCAAGGAUCUGAAGGUGAAACGUAUAACACCUAGGCAUUUGCAGUUAGCAAUCCGGGGUGAUGAAGAGCUAGACACCCUUAUAAAAGGAACCAUAGCUGGUGGUGGUGUGAUCCCUCACAUCCACAAGUCGCUUAUCAACAAAUCCUCCAAGGAAUAAUGCUAUUUCAGUUCAUUGUACUGAAUCCAUGGGAUGUACUGCUGUGUUGUGUAUACAUUGGGUGAUAAUUGGCCCCCGGUCCAUCUUCGAUUGGAUUAUAGCUGGUUUCCUUUUGGUAGUAACCGAACAAUGUAGGUUUCGUUUGUGACAAUUUGCAAGUUGUUAGACAAUCCUCUAGGUCGAACAGAGAGUUGCUAGAAUGUAUUUCCGAUUACUAUCCUGUUCGUUUUUACUCUAAUUUAUGUUCAUGUUUUGUCACGGUUUAAAAUAGGUUAAACGAAAGAAUGUUUGAGGAUA